AUGUCCCCAAAUAGUGAGACAUUUGACAGUAUGAGUAGCGAAGAAGAUGAUGAAGGUGAACAUCAUCCGAGAAGAGCGAGGAGGUAUCCCGAGUGGAUGCCGAAGCGAGACCUUAAAGAAAAAGUGCAAUUAUCAGUUGGGUUGAAGUUCAGCAACCUUACUAAGUUCAAGAAAGCCUUACAAGUGUUUGCGGUGCAAAAUUCAUUUGAUUACAAAUACCAGCACAAUGAGAAGACGCGGGUCUCAGCAGUUUGUAAGAAAAAUUGUCCAUGGAGAAUACACACAAGCUGGUCCAAAUGCAAAUCAUUCUUCCAGAUCAAAACCUUCCACUCAAAUCAUAAUUGUGGCAGCCAUUACCACAACAAGCGGACAUCAUUACCUUGGGCUGCUAAUAGAUACUUAUACAGUUUUCGGGACAAUAGAGACUUGAAACCGAAAGCUCUAAGGGAGACGAUCAGAAGGGAUUACCAUGUUGGGAUGAAAGUGUUGAGCUGCCACUGUGCAAAAAGAAAGGCACUAGAGAUCUUGGAUGGUAUAGAUGGUGAGCAAUACAAGCACACCAGGGAGUACGCCAAUGCAUUACUGCAUUGGAAUCAGGGUUCCUCAGCGUACAUUCCGCGGGAUGGAGUGUUCUUCCAGCAGAUGUAUGUCUCGUUCGCUGCUUGCAAGCAAGGCUUCUUGGCUAGCUGUAGGCCGAUGAUCUGUGUAGAUGCUUGUUUCUUGAAGGGGAAGUGGGGAGGUCAAUUGCAUGUAGCAGUUGCAAGGGAUGCAAAUGAUGACAUAUUUCUGAUAGCAUAUGUUGUAUGCGAGUCUAAAACCAGGGAAACAUGGACCUGGUUCUUGCGGGCACUGUUGGAAGAUAUUGGAUACCCUCGUGAGCAUAUGUGGUCAUUCAUGUCUGACCGUCAAAAUGGGUUGAUUCAGGCUUUAGAGGAACUGAUGUCUGGCGUAGAGCACAGAUACUGUGUCAAACACUUGCAUGCCAACCUGAAGAGGAAAGGCUUUAAGGGGAAGGAGUACAACGAUGCUCUUUGGGGUGCAGCCAGGGCACCCAACGAGAUACAAUUUAAGUUUUACCUUGAGGUAAUCAAAGGAAUGCACCAGGAGAGCUUUAAUGCAUGGGUGAUGAAAGCGAGGGACCAACCGAUUCUAUUUUGUUUGGAGACAAUACGGAGGCAGCUGAUGAAUCAGUUUGAUAAGAAAAGGGCUGGAGCUGCAAAUGCAACUAAUAUAAUGUGCCCUAAGAUCAUGAAAAAGCUGGAGCGAAAUAAGAAAGAGGCUGAUGAUUACAUAUGUCACUGGAGUAACCAGUUUGAGGUUGACCACAGCCAUGAGCCCAGGAAGAUCGUUGACCUUGAAGCAAAAACUUGUGGAUGUGGCCGGUGGGAGGAACCUCGGAAACAAUAUCUACCCUUGGAAACAGUGCCCCUAGAAACACUUUUGGUUAACCAUCAGGCAACCCUCAAACUACAGGUCUCAGACUACAUCUCAGCCCAUCAGGAAUAG
Alnus glutinosa is the source of this 1506-nucleotide messenger RNA. RefSeq lists its product as uncharacterized. The transcript is spliced from 4 exons. The record is from RefSeq and is a predicted model, not a curated record. Bases 1 to 1506 code for a protein of 501 amino acids. Lineage: Eukaryota; Viridiplantae; Streptophyta; Magnoliopsida; Fagales; Betulaceae.